GGCAACAACACAACGGAGCGGCGUAUUUUCGCCGCUGGAGGACGUAGUACGCCACAACUUUCGCCUCCAAGAUUGAUUACGAUGGAAUAUAUAGGAAGUCUCCUUGCAUUUUCAGACUAUCCAGUCAGGAAGUCGACAACCCAAACACUCCAUACAUCCAGUUGUGCUCAAACAUAAUUACCCCGCUUGUGAAUCUUGGUGAAGAUAACUCGCCGACAUGUUGCCUGCAAUCAUGAGCAAAAUGUCUCGCUCCGCACCAUCACUCAAAUCAGGAUACCAACGCCCACCAUACAGCGGCAACGAUGAAGACCGGCCUUUUCUCUCAGCUUCAGAAGAGAAGAUGGACUACACAUCACCAGCGCCCAGUACUCCGCGUUCACGGCUCUGUUCAGCCCUCCUUGUCGCAUCCACAUCCCUAACGCUCGGCCUCUUAGCCCUUAUUCUCGUAGUAGCCCAGCGGCGCCACCCAGGAAGCACAGUAUCACUAUGGCCAACCUACCAAGGCGGAUCACACGUCGUCGAGCACUGCGGCAACUCACCACAAGAAGCGCAGGAACAAGGCUGCAUAUGGGAUCUCAUGAGUUUCGGUUGGGUACACCCCCGCUGCUUCAAGCCCGACGAAUCUCAGAUUUUCCUUGAGAAGUACGGACCUUGGAAAUGGUACUACGACCUGAACGCCACCCAGGAAAUCGCCCCUGAAGACCUGACUACCACCGGUCGCGUCUACACUGAGCAGGGCUAUCACGUUGUUCACUGCUUGUACAUUUUCAAGCUUUUGCAUCUGGCGGGUAUGAAUCAGCAUAUUGUGACGGACGAGGCUAUCCCGCUGGCGCAUACGCAACAUUGUAUAGACAUGAUUUCUUCACCAAAGUAUACGGAUUUCAAGCAUAUAAACACACGGGUGGAUAUGUUGUUUGCGCGAUGCGUAUCAAUUGAGUAGAAAAAUCGUCUCUCUUCCCUUAUCGUCAUAUAUAUAUAUACAUAGAAGGUUCACAAGUAAUGUAUACUCAUCUGC
Molecule: messenger RNA, 1015 nt
Organism: Pyrenophora tritici-repentis Pt-1C-BFP
Lineage: Eukaryota; Fungi; Ascomycota; Dothideomycetes; Pleosporales; Pleosporaceae
Product: DUF3328 domain containing protein
Source: RefSeq, a predicted model, not a curated record